AUGAAGUCCGUCCUGGUCACGUCAGCCCUAUUUGCUGUUGCAACUGCAAGGACCACUGGAACAUUUGGCGACGCUUCCCAGGAUUGGAGUUGGUCGCAUCCCUAUCCUGGUUCCGGUCCUGGUUCUGGCCUCCCGGACACUCCAAGUCCGAGCAACACCGCAUUCGGACCCCUCGAACACCUUGGUGCGAAUAGCCCUUGGUUUGAAGGUCCAAAUGUCUUCGGCAUAUCAGCGACAAUUCCGGAUAAGUGCAAGGUCGACCAAGCAGUUUAUAUCACUCGUCAUGGAAGUCGAUACCCAGAUCCGGGUGCAUACAAUGGCUGGAUCCAAAAUGCAUCAUUCCAGGCGACAGGGUCUCUUGCGUUUCUCCGUGACUGGAAGCCUGUCCUCGACAAUCCCGAUCUUGAACUCGCUCAGGUCUCGCCUGGUGGUUACGAUGAGCUUUAUCACUACGGUGUUGAGAUGAGAACUCGAUACCCCGGCUUCUACCAAUACGGCGCACCUUUCCGUGUAUGGGCCAACGAUUAUCCACGGACCAUUGAUAGUGCCAGACUAUUUGCUCGCGGCUACAUCGGCCCCAACUCAACCUCACUCGGAACUGUCUACGCAAUCAAUGCAAAAGCUGCCUCCGCGGUGGGAAACUCCCUGGCCACGUCAGAUUCGUGUCCCACAUUCGCAGACAAUUCCGGCUCAGGCUACGCGGACGCCUAUGACAACGUUUAUCUCCCUCCGAUCGUGACCCGCCUCAACGCGUUGCUCAAGGGAAACCUGAACCUCACGACCAGCGAUGUCAGCAAUUUCCCUUAUCUGUGUGGGUUUGAGAGCCAGAUCCUGCGCCGUAUCAGUCCUUUCUGCGCCGUGUUCACCGAGCAGGAGACGCUUCAAUACGAGUACCGCCAGGAUCUGCGCUACUGGUACGGCACGGGACCUGGGGCGUAUAAAAACGCGUCUGUUCAACUUCCAUUGCUUCAGGGGGUGGUCGAUCUGCUUUCCUCCGGACCAAAGACAUCGGUCGCAGGGUCUACAAAUGGCAACAACAAACUGGGUCCGCUGACUGUGGCCUUUACCCAUGACAAUCAGAUCAACGAGUUGGCUUCUAUACUCGGCAUAUUUGACCAGCAGAAAGCCUUGUCAUCAAUGUCGAGAGAUAGCAAUCGGAUCUACGUCAGUAGCCGGAUCAACCCUAUGCGCGGCACGGUGGCUUUCGAACGUCUGAACUGCUCUAACAAUCUCUACGUGCGCAUCCGCCUGAAUGAUGCAGUCUAUCCGGUCCCAGCAUGCAAAUCAGGACCCGGCUCAUCCUGUCCGCUGCAGCAGUACAGGGACCAGAUCGUCGCGGGCAAAUGGGCUCAAUUCGGCUCCUUCUCGUCGGUGUGUCGUGUACCGAGUCAGAAUGUUACCACCGCGGAGGACGGAGGCGUCAACUUCUUCACGAAUCUGGCGUCGAGCGCGAUUAGGAGCGUAGUGCCUUGA
This is a messenger RNA of Exophiala bonariae, 1473 nucleotides long. RefSeq lists its product as uncharacterized. Gene Ontology annotation, cellular component: fungal-type cell wall. The record is from RefSeq and is a predicted model, not a curated record. The transcript is spliced from 7 exons. Gene Ontology annotation, molecular function: acid phosphatase activity. NCBI's taxonomy places the organism in Eukaryota, Fungi, Ascomycota, Eurotiomycetes, Chaetothyriales, Herpotrichiellaceae. The coding region runs from base 1 to 1473 and encodes 490 amino acids.